AUCAGGGGAAGGUGGCUUCUGUUUCUCUUUAAUUUUCAACCACAAAAACUGUAAACCAAGCUCUUAUCAUGAACAUGAACAUGGUGGAUUUUCAGUCUCAGUUCUAUCUUCCAAUGGACUGGGAUUGGUUGGUUGAGUUCCUAAAAGGCAUGGUGAAACCAGUGGCUGCCCUUGCCGUGGUUCUCAUUGCUGUCAUCUUAUCUUUCAUGCAAAAUCUGGGUUUGGAAAAAGAGAUGGUUUAUUCCAUUUUCAGAGCUUUUCUUCAGCUUUCUGUCAUUGGGUUCGUCCUUCAGUUCAUUUUUAACCAGGACAACACUGGCUGGAUCCUUCUUUCUUAUCUUUUCAUGGUUUCGGUUGCAGGAUACACAGCAGGGCAACGUGCUAAGCAUGUUCCCCGAGGGAAGUAUGUUGCUGGAGCAUCUAUCCUGGCAGGAACAGCGUUGACCAUGUUUGUUCUCGUUGUAUUAAAUGUUUUCCCUUUCACUCCGAGAUACAUUAUCCCCGUCGCCGGAAUGAUGGUCGGAAACGCUAUGACAGUAACUGGAGUUACCAUGAAAAGACUUCGAGAUGAUAUCAAGAUACAACUGAACCUUGUGGAGACGGCGUUGGCACUUGGGGCGACACCGCGUCAAGCCACACUGGAACAAGUGAAGAGGUCUCUAGUGAUUGCACUGUCUCCGGUGUUGGACAAUGCCAAAACAGUGGGUUUAAUAUCGCUUCCAGGGGCAAUGACAGGCCUAAUAAUGGGAGGGGCUUCGCCAUUAGAGGCAAUACAACUGCAGAUUAUAGUGAUGAACAUGCUAAUUGGUGCAUCUACAAUUAGCAGCAUCAUGUCAACUUACCUCUGUUGGCCUGCUUUCUUCACUAAAGCAUACCAAUUGGAGACUAAAGUGUUCUCUUCAGAUUGAACAGUUCCAAUAUUUUCACUUUUCUGUGUGAAAUUGUAGAAUAUAUAUGUAAGAUUCACUUUUCUUUCUUUGA
Hibiscus syriacus is the source of this 981-nucleotide messenger RNA. Its product is annotated as protein ALUMINUM SENSITIVE 3-like. NCBI's taxonomy places the organism in Eukaryota, Viridiplantae, Streptophyta, Magnoliopsida, Malvales, Malvaceae. The record is from RefSeq and is a predicted model, not a curated record. Bases 69 to 908 code for a protein of 279 amino acids. Gene Ontology annotation, biological process: response to aluminum ion. The transcript has 3 exons.